This is a messenger RNA of Ctenocephalides felis (cat flea), 5145 nucleotides long. Its product is annotated as breast cancer type 2 susceptibility protein homolog. Lineage: Eukaryota; Metazoa; Arthropoda; Insecta; Siphonaptera; Pulicidae. The record is from RefSeq and is a predicted model, not a curated record. The transcript has 13 exons. The coding region runs from base 1 to 5145 and encodes 1714 amino acids. Gene Ontology annotation, biological process: regulation of DNA-templated transcription; double-strand break repair via homologous recombination.
AUGUUAUUACUACGAACUUCCCGAAGUUUUCGAUCUGGUAGUGGUAAAACAAUUCCCAUUUCUCAAAAUGCUCUAGAAAAAUCCAGAAAACUUUUUGAGGACGAUGAAAUUUCAGCUAAAGAUGAAAACUCUACCAAAGAUAGAGACAAAAUUUGUCCUUUUGUUGGUUUCCACACAGGUAGUGGUAAACAGAUUCCGAUUUCACAAAAUGCUUUAACAAAAUGUAGAAAACUCUUUGAAGACAAUGAAGUUGCUGAUAAAGAAUAUGAAAACUGUACUAAAGAAGCAAAUAGGGACAAAAUUAGUUCUUUUGUUGGUUUCCAGUCUGGUAGCGGUAAACAGAUUCCCAUUUCACAAAAUGCUUUAGCAAAAUCUAGAAAACUCUUUGGGGACAGUGAAAUUUCUGAUAAAGAAUAUGAAAAUUUUACCAAAGAAGCAAAUAGGGACAAAAUUAGUCCUUUUGUUGGUUUCCAGUCUGAUAGUGGUAAAAAGAUUCAGAUAUCACAAAAUGCUUUAGAGAAAUCCAGAAAACUCUUUCUAGACAAUGAUUUAUCGGAUAAACGUGAAAAUUAUACUAAAGAAGUAAAUAAGGACAAAAUUUCUCAUUUUGUUGGUUUUCAAUCUGGUAGUGGUAAACAGAUUCCAAUUUCACAAAGUGCUUUAGAGAAAUCCAAAACACUUUUUCAAGACAAUGAAAUUUCAGAUGAAGAAUAUGCAAAUUGCACUAAAGAAGUAGAUAGAGACAAAAUUUGUACCUUCAUAGGUUUUCAAUCUGGUAGUGGUAAAACUAUUCCAAUUUCACAAAAUGCUUUAAAAAAAUCCAGAAUGCACUUGCAGGACAAAGAAUUUUCAGACAAAGAUGAAAAUUGUACUAAAGGAGAAGAUAGAGCCAAAAAUUGUCCCUUUAUAGGUUUCCAAUCUGCUAGUGGUAAAAAGAUUCAGAUUUCACAAAAUGCUUUAGAGAAAUCCAGAAAACUUUUUCUUGAUGAUGAAUUAUCAGAUGAAGGUGAAAAUUGUUUCCAGUCUAGUGAUGGUAAACAGAUUCCGAUUUCACAAAACGCUUUAACAAAUUCUAGGAAACUCUUUGAAGACAGGACAACAAUUGUCCUUUUAUGUUUUCAGUCUGGUAGUGGUAAAAAGAUUCAGAUUUCACAAAAUGCUUUAGAAAAAUCCAGAAAACUCUUUCAAGACGAUGAUUUAUUAGAUAAAUGUGAAAAUUAUACUAAAGAAGUAAAUAAGGACAAAAUUGUUACUUUUGUUGGUUUUCAAUCUGGUAGUGGUAAACAGAUUUCGAUUUCACAAAGUGCUUUAGAAAAAUCUAGAAAACUUUUUCAAGAUGAUGAAUUUUCAGAUAAAGGUGAAAGUUGUACUAAAGAAGUAGAUAGGCGCAAAAUUAGUACUUUCAUGGGUUUCCAGUCUGGUAGCGGUAAAAAGAUUCAGAUUUCACAAAAUGCUUUAGAGAAAUCGAGAAAACUCUUUCAAGACAAUGAAUUAUCAGAUAAAUGUGAAAAUUAUACUAAAGAAGUAAAUAGGGACAAAAUUUAUCCUUUUGUUGGUUUUCAAUCUGGUAGUGGUAAACAAAUACCAAUUUCACAAAGUGCUUUAGAAAAAUCUAAAAGACUUCUUCAAGACAAUGAAAUUUCAUAUAAAGAAUAUGAAAAUUGUAUUAAAAAAGUAGAUAGAGACAAAAUUAGUACUUUCAUGGGUUUUCAAUCUGGUAGUGGUAAAACUAUUCCAAUUUCACAAAGUGCUUUAGAAAAAUCCAAAAAACUUUUCGAGGACAAUGAAAUUUUAGAUAAAGAUUUAGAAAACUCUACUAAAGAAGUAGAUAGAGGCAAAACUAGUUCUAUUAAAGGAUUUCAAUCUGGUAGUGGUAAACAGAUUCCGAUUUCACAAAGUGCUUUAGAAAAAUCUAGAAAACUUUUUCAAGAUGAUGAAUUUUCAGAUAAAGGUGAAAGUUGUACUAAAGAAGUAGAUAGAGAAAAAAUAUUAGUUCUUUUAAAGGUUUUCAGUCUGGUAGUGGUAAACAGAUACCAAUUUCAGAAAAUUAUACACUUAGAUGGUUAUGAAAUUUCAGCUAAAGAUUCAAAGAGCUACCCUGAAGAUGCUGAUGUAAAUUUAAAUCGUGGGCUGAAAACAAAUAGGAAAUUAUUUGAAACUGAUAUAUCAACUUCAAAAAAAUGUAAAAAUAGUUCAAUUGAAUCUUCAGAGAAAUUUCAUAAUUGUCGCAAUUCCAAACGCAAAUUUUCAAGAAUCGAUGAUGAUAAAGUAUUGGAGUCGAAUGAAUAUAAGGAAUCUAACAUACAGACUAUUUUAUUAGAAAAAAAUAAAGCAAGAGAUAUUACUGAUAAGGAACAUAUUGAAUCAAAAGUGAUUUGGAAAUUUAAUAAUAUAAGUUCAUCUAGCAAUAAUGAGUUUCAUGAUGGAAAAAUUCAACAGGAUACAGAUUUAUAUGAUAAACAACCUUUAUCACCUAUUUUAAUGAAAAAACCUAUUUCUGUAAAUAAGGCUCCAAAAUCAGAUGGUAAAUUUUUUGAUAAAAUAAUAAAAAAAACAAAUAAUGAUAUUAGCACUUAUAAUAUAGAUAAUGUUAGUAUAUCCCAGGAAAUUAAAGAGAGUACGUCUGCUUUAAUGGCAGACGAAAUGUCUUUUAUAGAUGAUUCAAUUUUCAAAGGCUCAAUAGUAACAAGUCCUUCAAGUUUUCUGAAUGAUGUAUCAAAUACUCUACAACCUGUUCUAAUCAACGCUGAUGCAACACAGAAUGAGUUGCAAAUUCAGCAGUAUGAAAGGAUAGUUUCUGAAGAUGUUUGUACUAUGAGAAACAUGAGUUAUGAAAAACAAAAAAUGAGGAUCAAACAUAUUAAAAGGAGAAAAAUUGAUUGCAAACCUUUGAGAGGAUCUAGUUUAACAAAUAAAAUUGGAUCUACUGAUCGCGUAUCAUGGUUUAAGCACACUGAUGGUGCAGUACCACAAAGCUAUGAUCGUGAUACAUUAUUAUACAAAUUUCACUUGAAAAAAAAUAUUAUUGAUGUAUCUAUACAAAAUAUAGAUGAUUUUAUCUUCAGUGCUUGGGAUUAUUACAGAAUGCGGAGAUGGAGCAUAUUAAUUCUUGAUGAAAACAGCAAUAUCACUCAAGAAAGAAUAGUGACAAGUUUUCUAACAAGUCCAGGAGUUGAUUCAAAUAUUAUUAACGACACUUGGGUCAAGAAUCAUAUCAAAUGGAUAAUUUUGAAACUUGCUUCCAUGGAAAGAAGUUUUCCUAAUUUAUUUGCGAAUAAAGCAUGCACUCCCCACAAUCUAAUGCUUCAGUUGAAGUACAGAUAUGAUAGAGAAGUAGAUGAAGCUGAAAAAUCUUGUCUUAAAAAGAUUCUCCAAACGGAUGACACACCAUCGAAACCAAUGGUAUUGUACUGUGCUGAUAUAUAUAAACUUGAUAGUAAAUUGAAUGAUACUAUAAAUGAUAAGCAGAUUUCUUAUGAGCUAGAGCUAAGCGAUGGAUGGUACAGUGUUCGAACUAAAAUAGAUCUCUUAAUGAACAAAAUGAUAUCUGAUGGAAAAUUUAAAAUUGGAGAUAAAAUAUAUACUGUAGGCAGUGUCUUAUUAAAUUGUUUACAAGGUUGUGACCCUUUAGAGGUUCCAGAAGAUGUUCGAUUGCAGAUUUUCAGUAAUAGUAGUACCCGAGCUCGAUGGGAUAUGCGCUUAGGGUUUACUGGCUUGCCUCCGAUGUUACCUUGCUUAGGAACCAUUCAUUAUCUUGGCGGUGUUAUACAUUUAACUGAAUUUGUCAUUGUAAGGCGUUAUCCUAUGAUGUACUUAGUAAAACACAAUGGAAAAACAACAAUGCAUUCUGAAAAAUUAGAAUUAAAGCUUGCUCAAGAAUAUGAAAGGAAAAAAAGUGAAGAGAUGGAAAAAAUUUAUAGUCAAGUUCGGAAAUCUUAUGAACAGGAAUUAUUAGAACAAGCACGAAAUAAAUUUGUUGUUAAUGAAACAGAUAUAAAUAAGAUUAGAUGUGCGGAAGAACUUUGUGAACUAAUGAGAUUAUCUCAUGAUCCUUCUGCUUUACAAAAUGAGCUGACUGAUUCACAAAAAAAUUUAAUGCUGGAACAUUAUGAUAAAAAGCGAAAUGAUAUUACCAAUGAAAUUUUUAAUAGGGUGCAAGAUAUAACAAAUAAAGAAAACACAUCAAAAAGGAGUUCUUCACAACUUCUUAAAAUUAGAGUGGUUCCUCUUUGCAAGAAUUCCAUUUCUACUCAUAAUAAAUCGGUGAUUAUAUCUAUAUGGAGACCUAAUGCUUUAACCUGUGAUGUCCUAAAUGAAAAUCAGUUUAUUAGAGCUCACAACUGUACUGCCGAAAGUAUAAGAAAUGGAGAUUUACAGAUAUCAGCUGGAAGACAAGCAUCAUUUAAAAUAAUCUCUAAUAAAAGACAUAUUGGAUUUAAAACUUAUCCAUUUCGUACAUUUACAAGCAUUACAGAUAUGUACAAAAAUAAUUUCAAUCCCGUUUUUAAUGAAAUUGAUACAGUUGGUGUUGUAUUCUAUAUAUCUACAUUUCGCAAUGCCAGUUCUUUUCAAUCAGUAUUUAUAGCUGAUUUAAACAAAAAAAUAAUUGAAAUAUCCUUCUGGGGUGGAAUUCAGCAUCAUGGUUAUGAAAAACUUAUUGCUGUUAAGACAAUACUUGCUUGUAGCAAUUUGCAAUGGAGAAAUAAGAAUAGUGGUCGUCAAAUACUUUAUCUCUAUGUAACUGAUUUGACAACAUUUUCAGCAAAUCCGCAACAACUACAUUUGCAAAAGGUUUUCAAUUCUUUUGAAUUGUCUUUAAAAAAUACUAUGGAACAAUUUGUAAAUGAAUGUAAGCAAUCUUUAUGGGCAUCAAAAAUGUCCCCUAAUACUUCGACGAAUUUUACUCCUGAAAGAAAAUAUUCUCCAUCAAUAAAUAUGGAAGUUGAAAGUAAAAGAACACCACCAGUUCAAAAAAGGCUUGAUAUGUUAUCUACUCUUCCUGAACCUCCUAAAUUAUCUCCAGUUUCAUUUAAAACUCCUACUAAGAGGUUUACCAAACCUUUUAAACCUCCAAAGCCAAUCCUGGAUAAAAUGAAUAAUAAUACAAAUAUAGAAAGUGGAAGUCCACCUUUGAGCUUAGAAUGA